Suillus subalutaceus is the source of this 2235-nucleotide messenger RNA. RefSeq lists its product as uncharacterized. The transcript is spliced from 14 exons. Lineage: Eukaryota; Fungi; Basidiomycota; Agaricomycetes; Boletales; Suillaceae. The coding region runs from base 495 to 2072 and encodes 525 amino acids. Gene Ontology annotation, molecular function: GTP binding. The record is from RefSeq and is a predicted model, not a curated record.
GAAGGAACCGAGAAAGGUCCGAAUGAUAACAGGGUAUCAUGAUCUUACCUAAACCUGUUUAACUAAGAAUAGCUACAAGGGUCCAGGGAUCCCUUCGGCGUAGUUGACGCUGGCCUACAUUCGGCCUCCAGAUAAAUCCAUCGUGGCAAAGGAGAGUCUUCCCUAACUCCAAUCAGGAUCCAGCAUGGCUAGUUCCCUUGACGCUGCAACAGGUAUCACCAUCGAUUUCAGCAAGUCAAAAAAGAAUGUGGAGUCUGCUGAAAUACGGAUCAGCCUCAAGUUGCCUAUCCCAAUCAAAUGCGGGGCAGGAAAGGCUUUGCGACAGACGUUUUCUCCACCCAUGUAGGGACUCGACCCAAACGAAUAUACUCGCCUGAUGUGCUAUUGUGUUUUAUUGUAGAAAGCUUUCACUUGGGGAUACAUUUUCCUUGCAUGUACGGUACAAGACGUGGCAUGGAACUGGGCAUGAAGACAUUAUUUUCGAACCGGAAGACAUGUUUCACGAAUGCAGUGCAAGAGGAAGACAAGAAUACCACAAGGUUCAUAAAAAGAUCACGAUCAUCGUCGAACUUUCGGGGAAUCCAACAACCGAAAUCGAGCAGUUCGUCUCUUCUGAUGAAUCCCUGGAGCUCUGGCCUACCACCGAUGAAAUCUUUCGGAAGUGUCCUCAAUUCCGAAUUCUGGUGAUAGGAAAGACUGGCGUUGGCAAGUCUUCGCUGAUCAACCACGCAUUUGGAGUGCAAAACGCGACCACUUCGCACAAUAUGCCAGGCGAGGUCAGCAUCGACCAUGAAUUCAUCUCACCACAGAACAACAAGUUUGUUCUCCACGACAGCAAAGGUUUUGAACCAGGAGAAAAAGACAACCUCAAAAUAGUCCGAGAUUUCAUUAACCGUCGGAGAGCAAAGCCUGAUUUGAAAGAUCAGCUGCACGCUGUUUGGCUUUGCUUUGAGAUACCCCGUGCAGGCGGGCGUUUGCUAGAGACUGGCGUGGAGCAAUUUCUCACAUCGAAGCGAGAAGGAGAGCUAGGAGACAUUCCCAUUGUUACCGUCUUCACUAAAUACGACACCCUCCUCGACCGCGUGGAGCGAACCCUGGACAAGUCCUCUAUCAAGAGUUUGAGCCAGGCGGCCAUCCAGGACAUCAUCAAGAAAAACGCAGAAGACAAGCUACAGGAAGUCUGUGUCACACCCCUAGAGAAGUUCGCAAAAUCGGCUAUCCCGCAUGUUACAGUCUCUACAAAUGGAAACCACGAGGAGACGCUAGCCCGUUUGAUCCAAAAGACUGAAGAACUCGUCCGUAACCAUGUUGGGACUGACGCCUCGGUGAUGACGUCCGUCGCUCAACGAGUGGAUCCUGGACUCAAAAUAAAGGCAUCAAUAGAGGUUGGCAAGAGAAAAUACUGGAAGGCGCUCGCAUCAAGCGUACCAUUCAAGAACCGUUCGAUGUGGGACUGUCUGCACGUGCUUCACACUGACAUCGUCAAUGUUUGGAACUUCCAAGAUCCUCAUGGUUACUUGUGCAGCCCAGAGUUCAGGACAUUGAUGACGAACAUGGUCAAUGAACUGGACGUUGGACCCCCUGCUGAUCCCAACAAGACCCUUUCGUUUCGGCUCACUAUUGUGGGUACUAUCGCGACCAUUGUAUCUGCCCUGUCUGGACCUGCAGCCCCUAUCAUAGUGCCGAUAGCGGCAAGCGUUGUGAUCGCGAGCUGGGUUUACGAGGUGUAUGAGCAGACCCGCCCGGCGCUCCAGCGCUUCAUGAAAUACAUCAUCGACUUGACUCUCGUGUUGCAGACACUGGUUCUUGUGGCGGGAAAUCAAGAACUGUCUCGUAAGGCCAUCAAGCUUGCGGCCAAGUCCUACCACGAGUCACCAAUGAAUGGAGAAGUCCAUAAUCGGAUUCAGGAGUAUGACAGGCAAAUGACCCCGCGGCAACGCGCGAGCCAUGAUUCAUUGGAUCAAAUCAUCGAGCUACUACAAUCAUAUAACAUUAGUGCAGAAGAAAUGUCGGAUCUUCAGCGAAAUUUGCCCGCUGUAGAUUUAUCAUCGGAUGAACCAUGGGGUAGUUAGCACUUGAUUCUUUCUUUUGUGUAUAAUGUUUGUGUCUGACUUCUGGAUUACCUACGGGAUUGUACAUGUACUAUGUAAUUGGAGUUAUGACCGGUCCGUGCUAAUGUAGUUUGCCUAGCGUUCUCAGAUACUGUAACCCUGAAAAUCUUUUGCUUGAAACGAC